AUCGUGAAGUACGUGUCAAGUUGCAUGUUUGUUUUGCGAAAAUAUUGUGCUUCAUUUACUUUAUUUUCUUACUCAAAUACAGUGCUAUUAUUCCGCAAAGAAACCGGUAGUACCACUACAAAAGAGAUUUCAGUAAAAAGUUUUUAAUACAUCGUUUAAAAAGUUAACCAAUCAAAAUGGUGGUAUCUGAAGAGCAGCCCCCGGUAGUGGAAGGAGACGCGGCCGCCAGUAAGAAAGCUGCAAAGAAGGCCGCUAAAGCUGCUGAGAAACAACAGAAAAAGGCUGAACAUAAGGCAGCCUCCAACCAGCCCCAGGUUGAAGUCCCAGAGACGGACGUCUCCGUUGGCCGCUAUGGGGUACUCAAGAUGAUCCAGUCCACCGGGGAGAACCGUGACCGAGUAUACACUGACGUCAAGGAUCUGAACGUCAAGCUGAACGGACAGAAUGUUUGGGUUAGAGCCCGUCUCCAAACAUCUCGAGCUAAAGGCAAGCAGUGCUUCGCAGUGCUGAGGCAGAGCAGCAGCACUGUGCAGCUGCUCAUCAGUGUGAACGAGGAGCGAGCAGUCAGCAAGCAGAUGGUCAAGUUUACCGGCAACAUAACAAAAGAAUCAAUAAUCGACGUAUACGCGACCGUAGUGAAGACGGCUUCCCCUAUAGAGUCGUGCACAGUGGGUGACGUGGAGCUGGCGGCCACGGAGAUCUGGCUUGUGUCUGCCGCCAGGCCACAGCUGCCGCUGCAGAUUGAGGAUGCUGCUAGGCCUGAGAAGAAUGAUGACCCGGAAGCGCUUCGUAUCCGCGUGAACCAAGACACUCGGUUGGACAACCGCGUGCUGGACCUGCGCACCCCCGCCAACCAGGCCAUCUUCCGGAUAGAGGCCGGCGUCUGUCGACUCUUCAGAGAUAUACUCACUAAGCAAGGUUUCGUAGAAAUCCACACGCCAAAGAUAAUCUCCGCGGCGUCUGAGGGCGGCGCGAACGUGUUCACGGUGUCGUACUUCAAGUCGUCCGCCUACCUCGCGCAGAGCCCGCAGCUAUACAAGCAGAUGGCAAUCGCUGCUGAUUUUGAUAAGGUAUUCACAGUAGGCGCAGUGUUCCGCGCGGAGGACUCGAACACGCACCGCCACCUCACGGAGUUCGUGGGCCUCGACCUGGAGAUGUCGUUCAAGCAUCACUACCACGAGGUGCUCGACACCAUCGCCGGCAGCCUCACGCAGUUGUUCCGCAGCCUCGCACAAGAGUACGCAUCAGAGAUAGCGACAGUAGGUCAGCAGUACCGCGUGGAGCCGUUCAAGUUCCUCGAGCCCCCGCUCGUGCUGCAGUUCCCUCAGGCCAUACAGAUGCUCAGAGAAGCUGGAGUAACAGUAGGCGACGAAGACGACCUCUCAACUCCUGACGAGAAACUGCUCGGCAGACUAGUGCGAGCGAAGUACGACACCGACUUCUACGUGUUAGACAAGUACCCGCUAGCAGUCAGACCCUUCUAUACCAUGCCUGAUGCUGACAACCCGAAAGUAUCAAACUCGUAUGACAUGUUCAUGCGCGGUGAGGAGAUCCUGAGCGGAGCGCAGAGGAUACACGACCCCGAGUUCCUCACUGAGAGAGCUAAACAUCAUGGCAUCGAUAUCUCGAAGAUAGCAGCCUACAUUGAAUCGUUCAGGCUGGGAUGUCCUCCUCAUGCAGGUGGCGGUAUCGGUAUGGAGCGAGUAGUAAUGUUGUACCUGGGACUGGACAAUAUCCGCAAGACUUCGAUGUUCCCGCGCGACCCCAAGCGAGUUACGCCUUGAUUUGUAUGAAAAUCACAAUUAAAUAAUAUAUAAAAUGUGCUAUGCAACUUGUUUGAUUUUUUUAUAAUAAAAUGUUAAGUCUUGGUGUAACUUUUUAUGUGAUAAAUGUUUUUUUAAUACACUAAUUUAUAUGAGAAAGUUAAGGAACGAUAUGACAAUUUAAAGAAAGAAAGUUUUAAUAAAAUAUGUAAUGGGGAGUUUAAUUUGUAAUGAUAUUAUGCAUUUUAUUUUUAUAUGAAAGUUACUCCAAGAUUUUCGACUAAGGCCUAUUCAGACCUAAGCGGUAUUCGCUACCGUCUGCGGCAGAGAAAACCCUAGGGAGAAGGGGUUAAUAUUACUGUUCACACCAAAACGGAUUUCGCUAUCCUUGUGGGUAGAAUAACGCGCGGUAGUUGAGUUUCGCUCAGAAAGGUAAGAAAUUUUCGCGGAGUGAGGGGCGUGAUGCAUGCCGCAGCUCCCGCGCGGUAUGUAGGUACUUCUAUCCACAGCGGCAGCGAAUAUCGCUCAGGUUUGAAUAGGCCUUUAAUAGGUAAAUAAGAAGCCACAAAAUAUAUUGUAUACAGUUUUUAAACCAAUUCGAUCAUUAUAAAAGUUUAUUUAGAA
Molecule: messenger RNA, 2387 nt
Organism: Helicoverpa zea (corn earworm)
Lineage: Eukaryota; Metazoa; Arthropoda; Insecta; Lepidoptera; Noctuidae
Gene: AspRS
Product: aspartate--tRNA ligase, cytoplasmic
Exons: 13
Coding region: 177-1784 (535 amino acids)
Biological process (GO): aspartyl-tRNA aminoacylation
Cellular component (GO): cytoplasm; cytosol; aminoacyl-tRNA synthetase multienzyme complex
Molecular function (GO): aspartate-tRNA ligase activity; RNA binding; ATP binding
Source: RefSeq, a predicted model, not a curated record